Cavia porcellus (domestic guinea pig) is the source of this 960-nucleotide messenger RNA. Its product is annotated as olfactory receptor 51V1-like. Gene Ontology annotation, biological process: G protein-coupled receptor signaling pathway. The transcript has 2 exons. Gene Ontology annotation, cellular component: plasma membrane. NCBI's taxonomy places the organism in Eukaryota, Metazoa, Chordata, Mammalia, Rodentia, Caviidae. The record is from RefSeq and is a predicted model, not a curated record. Gene Ontology annotation, molecular function: G protein-coupled receptor activity; olfactory receptor activity. Bases 1 to 960 code for a protein of 319 amino acids.
AUGAAAUGUUUAUCAAGAUCUGCUAUGUCUAUAUCAAAUUUAAAUAAUUCUGAAUUUAUCCUAACUGGUUUUGUGGGCCUAGAAGGUUACUAUCAGUGGGUCUCCAUCCCUUUCUCCCUCGUCUACGCCAUGGUGCUCCUGGGAAACUGCAUGGUGCUCCAUGUGAUUCGAACUGAGCCGAGCCUCCACCAGCCCAUGUUCUACUUCCUGGCUAUGCUGGCCCUCACAGAUUUGUCCAUGGGGCUGUCCACCGUCCAUACAGUGCUGGGCAUCCUGUGGAGGUUCAUUCAACAGGUCAGUCUGGAUUCCUGCAUUGCUCAGUCCUACUUCAUCCACGCUCUGUCCUUGAUGGAGUCCUCAGUCCUCCUAGCUAUGUGCUUUGACCGCUACAUUGCCAUUUGCAACCCCCUGAGGUACUCCUCCAUUCUAACUGAUGAAAAAAUCAUGAGGAUUGGCAUAGCAGUCUUAGGUAGGAGUUCUUUACUCAUUGCUCCAGCCAUUAUCCGCCUGAAGUUUUUAAACUACUGCCGUCCUCAUAUCCUGUCACACUCGUUCUGCCUACACCAAGACUUACUCCGAAUGGCCUGCUCAGACAUCCGCUUUAAUAGCAUCUACGCUUUGGCUCUGGUGAUUGGCACUCUGCUGUUGGAUGCAGUGCUUAUCCUCGUCUCCUAUGUCAUGAUCUUGCACACAGUUUUAGGCAUUGCAUCCCGGGAGGAGAGAAUCAAAUCCUUGCAGACUUGUGUGUCUCACAUCUGUGCUGUCUUGGUUUUCUAUGUCCCCAUUAUCGGUCUGACCGUGGUGCAUCGCUUUGGAAAACACCUCUCCCCACUCGUUCAUGUCCUCAUGGGCAACAUCUACAUCCUCCUCCCUCCCUUGAUGAACCCCAUCAUUUAUGGCAUCAAGACCCAACAGAUACGAAGGAGAAUUCAGAGCUGGUUGUACCUGAAAGGAACUUAG